AGGGUUCGUUCCCUCCCCCCCGCCCCCUCGCUCAGCCAAGAUGGCGCAGCAAGUCAACAUCUCGGAGCUGUCCCUGCCUCAGCUGGAGGUGCUGAAGAGCCAGCUGGACCAGGAAGUGGAGUUCCUUUCUUCAUCCAUUGCUCAGCUGAAGGUGGUGCAGACAAAAUACGUGGAAGCAAAGGACUGUCUGGCUGUAUUGAAUAAAAGCAAUGAAGGUAAAGAGCUGCUUGUCCCACUCUCCAGUUCAAUGUAUGUCCCUGGAAAGCUCUCUGACGUUGGUCAGGUACUAAUAGAUGUGGGGACUGGUUACUAUGUAGAAAAGUCUGUGGAAGAUGCCAAAGACUUCUUCAAGAGGAAGAUCGAUUUCCUGACGAAACAGAUGGAGAAGAUCCAACCAGCGCUGCAGGAGAAACACGCAAUGAAGCAAGCUGUGGUGGAGAUGAUGAGUCAGAAGAUUCAGCAGCUCACAGCAGUGGGGGCUGCCCAGACAACAGCAACAAAGGCCUAGCAAGCACCAAGCCACACAUGUGCCCCCGUGCACUUUAGGGUUCAUCAUUUUGUGACAUAACCCCUCAGGGAGCGGCACUCCCAACUACCCCUGCAGAGGAGGGAACGGGGGUGGGGAGGUGCUUGCUGCUUGAACACAAGUGGAAUUCUAGUAUUCAAAGCUUUUCCGGGGUUAACUUCACCAAGACCCCAUCUGUUCAAUGCAGCUGGCUUUCAAGUAGCUCUUUGGAUGCGUGUUGUGUUUCCAGCUGUAAUGUGGGGUGGUUUUUUUAUUUUUAGUCCCUUGGGGAAAACUUGAAAAUUGAAUUGUACAAAAUAAACAAGUGGGUAUUACAGACCAAA
Heteronotia binoei (common prickly gecko) is the source of this 849-nucleotide messenger RNA. RefSeq names its product prefoldin subunit 5 (gene PFDN5). Bases 41 to 508 code for a protein of 155 amino acids. The record is from RefSeq and is a predicted model, not a curated record. NCBI's taxonomy places the organism in Eukaryota, Metazoa, Chordata, Lepidosauria, Squamata, Gekkonidae. Gene Ontology annotation, cellular component: prefoldin complex; cytoplasm. The transcript has 6 exons. Gene Ontology annotation, biological process: protein folding; regulation of DNA-templated transcription.